Molecule: messenger RNA, 723 nt
Organism: Cladocopium goreaui
Lineage: Eukaryota; Dinophyceae; Suessiales; Symbiodiniaceae
Source: the annotation of a GenBank genome assembly
AUGGAAGCUCAUCCGGAAUGGCUGCUCGAAAAGAUGUUCAUGAUGUUAGAAGAGCGGUCGCGUUUUCGCCUGGCCAUGACUUCCCGGGACGCUUUGGCCUCCGCAGAACACCACGUCUUGGCCUUGGUGGUGCACGGGACGCCUUUGGCACGACAUCAUUUGGUGCGCCAGGCAUUGUCACCGGAGAGCCCCGGUGCAUCCAAACACCGGCGCCAGAGGCAGAUGGUGCAUUCAUCCUCUCCACUGUACUUGGCUAGAUGUAUGGGUCGAAUUUUGCAGAAGGUAGCGGUGUCGGGCACGUUGUGUCACCACGGCGGUACGGUGGUCAGCUACUCGGGGCAGCUACGGCAGCUCUUCGAGGAUGGCGAGCUGGAGAUCGAGCUUCGAGCGAAGACGGAAAUUCUCACGGAGUGCGGGGAAGACGUUGCUGACGUGCUGCGCAUCGUUGCAAGCUGGAAUUUCGAGGAUGAUCAGAUCCUGGCCUGGAAGGAAGACACAGGUAUGGGCAUCAAUGACUGGGUGGGAUAUUUGGACAUCAUGGGUUGCCAAUUGACCUUGCGGAAUGCGCUGGGCAGUGACAUCAUUUUGAAGUUCCUGGAGCCGCACCAGGCAGCACCACGACUCAGCUCGUGGCUGGAGGACUUCUUCAACUUUCCCGAAGCCGCCUUGGAGGCCCCGUGCUGUGGGCCUGUCUUCCUAGCGCUUGGGCGCAUGGGACACUGA